GUCGAGAGGGGUCGUCAUACGACUACGAACGAUGUCAACAAUGGACGACACAGACGCAAGGUUUACAAACUUAUCGUUGAAAAGUGUGGUUUUACUGAUUUUCUGUUGCUGUACUUGUGUGUGCUUUACCCAAAGAGAUGGAAAUGUGACGAAAGGACAUCCCGUUAUUAUUUUGCCUGGUGAUGGAGGGACCCAACUAUGGGCUUCACUUGAUAAGCCGUCCACUGUCCACUAUUAUUGUCGACAGAAGGAGGCUUUGUUCAACCUAUGGCUUAAUGUAGAGGAGUUGACGCCAUUAUCGAUUGACUGUUUUGUUGAUAAUGCUAGACUUGUUUUCAACAAUGUAACAAAACAUACAAGUGAUUCACCUGGAGUGAAUGUAACAACUGUCAAUUUUGGAAACACAAACUCAGUGGAGUAUCUGGACCCCAGUCAUAUCUCAAUCAGUAAAUAUUUUGAUGGGAUUGUUGCUGCACUAGUUGCUGUAGGUUACCAACGUGGUGUGUCUGUCAGGGGAGCUCCGUACGACUUCCGCAAAGCUCCAAAUGAAGCCAAUGUUUACUUCCAGAAUGUAACCAAGUUAAUAGAAGAAACCUACAGGAUAAACCAGAAUCGUAAGGUAGUUCUAUUAACACAUAGUAUGGGAGGUCUGUAUGGACUGUACUACCUAAAUAGCCAACCUCAGGAAUGGAAGGAUAAAUUCAUUCAAGCAUAUGCACCCAUCUCUGCACCAUGGGGUGGAGCAACCAAAAGCAUUCGAGUUGUUGUAUCAGGUGACAAUGUGGGUGAUGUUGUAGUGUAUGCAUCCACUGUCAGGAAAGCCCAGCGUACAUGGCCUAGCAUAUACUAUCUCAUGCCAUCAGAUAAGUUCUGGAACCCUAAAGAGGUCAUUGUUGAGACACCAAAGAAGAAUUAUACCGUUGCUGAUUACCAGACACUUCUUAAGGAUAUCAACUAUGAAAUAGGAUGGGAGAUGAGACAGGCUGCAAUGGAUCAGGUUUAUGAUCUCAAAGCACCAGGUGUUCCUGUGUAUGGUAUCCAUGGCUGUGAUGUUCCUACUGAGGAGCAUUAUGUGUAUGAUUCUAGUCGUCCUUUCCCAGACUAUGAACCACACAUUACAUAUGGCCAGGGAGACGGCACGGUCAACAUGAGAAGUCUCAAGGGUUAUUUAAAGUGGCAGAAGGAGCAGCAGCAUCCAGUCUCUGAAUUCCAGAUCCCUGGAGGGGAACACGUAGCUAUACUACAAAAUGCAACACUUCAUAAGUACCUCAUUAAAACAAUUCUUCACCUGUGACCUUGGGAUGUCACUCCACUAUCUGUACUAAGUAUUGUUUGAA
Asterias rubens (European starfish) is the source of this 1337-nucleotide messenger RNA. Its product is annotated as group XV phospholipase A2-like. Gene Ontology annotation, biological process: lipid metabolic process. Lineage: Eukaryota; Metazoa; Echinodermata; Asteroidea; Forcipulatida; Asteriidae. The coding region runs from base 32 to 1294 and encodes 420 amino acids. The transcript is spliced from 8 exons. The record is from RefSeq and is a predicted model, not a curated record.